UGCUUUGCCCAUGUAGUCUUAUGAGAAUCAAUCGCAGACUUUACCCCGGCUGGGACCUGUAACCAAUCAGUCCACUCACACACAGCCAGUGUGGGCUGAUAAACAGACCCAAGUGAGGGGCCGGCCUAACCAGGAGGGCUUGACGUAUGAGAGUAGUAAGGACUCCAAAGCUAGAUUAUUGCAGGCUUUUUGUGCUGUACCAGACUGAGCAGCUGGAAAGCACUGCCAGAGCCAUGGUCCAGCCUUCUAGACCUUGGGCUGUUCUGUUGUCACCAGCUGAAACCCUCUUUCUUGUUGUAGAGUCUUCCAGUGGAAAGUAGAUUCGGCCCCGCCACUCGGCUCUCUGUGGACAAACUGCCUGCUCCCCCAGCCCCUGCCCCCAGCCAUGGCCCUCCACCCCCGCAGAGUCCGGCUGAAGCCCUGGCUGGUGGCCCAAGUGGAUAGCGGUCUCUACCCUGGGCUCAUCUGGCUACAUCGAGACUCUAAACGCUUCCAGAUACCCUGGAAACAUGCCACCCGGCAUAGCCCCCAGCAGGAGGAGGAAAACACCAUUUUUAAGGCCUGGGCUGUAGAGACGGGAAAGUACCAGGAAGGGGUGGAUGACCCUGACCCAGCGAAAUGGAAGGCUCAGCUCCGCUGUGCUCUCAACAAAAGCAGGGAAUUCAACCUGAUGUAUGAUGGCACCAAGGAGGUGCCCAUGAACCCUGUGAAGAUUUACCAAGUGUGCGACAUCCCCCAGCCCCAGGGCUCGAUCAUUAACCCAGGGUCCACAGGGUCUGCUCCAUGGGAUGAGAAGGAUAAUGAUGUGGAUGAAGAAGACGAGGAAGAUGAACUCGAUCAGUCGCAGCACCAUGUUCCCAUCCAAGACACCUUCCCCUUCCUGAAUAUCAAUGGGUCUCCGAUGGCACCAGCCAGUGUGGGCAACUGCAGCGUGGGCAACUGCAGCCCUGAAGCUGUGUGGCCCAAAACAGAACCUCUGGAGAUGGAAGUGCCUCAGGCACCCAUCCAGCCCUUCUAUAGCUCUCCGGAGCUGUGGAUCAGCUCUUUGCCAAUGACUGACCUGGACAUCAAGUUUCAGUACCGUGGGAAGGAGUAUGGGCAGACCAUGACUGUGAGCAACCCCCAGGGCUGCCGGCUCUUCUAUGGGGACCUGGGUCCCAUGCCUGAUCAGGAGGAGCUCUUUGGUCCCGUUAGCCUGGAGCAGGUCAAAUUCCCAGGGCCAGAGCACAUCACCAAUGAAAAGCAGAAGCUGUUUACCAGCAAGCUAUUGGAUGUCAUGGACAGAGGACUGAUCCUGGAGGUCAGCGGUCAUGCCAUUUAUGCCAUCAGGCUGUGUCAGUGCAAGGUGUACUGGUCUGGGCCAUGCGCCCCAUCACUUGUUGCCCCCAACCUGAUUGAGAGACAAAAGAAGGUCAAGCUCUUUUGUCUAGAAACAUUCCUGAGUGACCUCAUUGCACAUCAGAAAGGACAGAUAGAGAAGCAGCCACCAUUUGAGAUCUACUUAUGCUUUGGAGAAGAAUGGCCAGAUGGGAAGCCCUUGGAAAGAAAGCUCAUCUUGGUUCAGGUUGUUCCCGUGGUGGCUCGGAUGAUUUUUGAGAUGUUUUCUGGCGAUUUCACACGCUCCUUUGACAGUGGCAGUGUCCGCCUGCAGAUCUCAACUCCAGACAUCAAAGAUAACAUUGUCACGCAGCUGAAGCAGCUGUACCGCAUCCUCCAAACUCAGGAAAGCUGGCAGCCCAUGCAGCCCACACCCAACAUGCAACUGCCUCCUGCCCUGCCUACCCAGUGAUCACAAAUGCCUUCCUUCCCCACCCUCCUCUUGUCCCCAUAUUGUACAUAGGAACUUUUUUUCAGAUUGAACCAGGUUUUAAAUCUCUUUCCUGUAACAAUGUUAGAAGACUGUAACUCCAAAUGUGCCUAGCUUUUAAAGUUGAUUUAAUUUAUGGAAAAUUACCAUAAUUUUCCUUUCUCUUCCUUUUUCUUUUUUGAGACAGGUUCUUGUUGUGCAGUUCGGGCUGGCCUUGAACUCACUAUGUAGCCCAGCCUGGCCUAGAACUCUAUGAUCCUCUUCCCUCAGCCUGUCAAGUGCUGGGAUUACAGGUGUGUGCCUCCACACUCUGUAUCUUUUUCUGUUUUGGGGGUGGGGGCACUAGAAAUUGAAUUCAGAACCUCAGGCUUGCCAGGCAGGUACUGUGCCACUGAGCUAAAUCUCUAGCCUCCCUGUAUUUUAAAAACUUGAUGGUAGUUAGAUGUAGUAAAAGGAAAUUAGGCUUGGCAGUUUGGACACCAGGGUACUUGCUAUAGCUUUUCUUCCACCAUAACAUUAGUAAGUCAUUUAACUUCUGGAUUUUAACCUUGUUACUUUUGUAAAUAAAUAAAAACUGGAAUAAUGCCCAAAUUUCAUUCAGUUUUAUAACCUGAUUUGAUUAUUUCAUCCUAUUUUGUUCCCAAACUGCCUGGAACAGAACCUUUUUGCAUUGUUCUUGUACCAAUUUUUUUCUUGCUUUCAUUAAAGUUCCCUGAAGCCUAA
Molecule: messenger RNA, 2530 nt
Organism: Cavia porcellus (domestic guinea pig)
Lineage: Eukaryota; Metazoa; Chordata; Mammalia; Rodentia; Caviidae
Gene: Irf6
Product: interferon regulatory factor 6
Exons: 8
Coding region: 386-1789 (467 amino acids)
Biological process (GO): regulation of transcription by RNA polymerase II; immune system process
Cellular component (GO): nucleus
Molecular function (GO): protein binding; RNA polymerase II cis-regulatory region sequence-specific DNA binding; DNA-binding transcription factor activity, RNA polymerase II-specific
Source: RefSeq, a predicted model, not a curated record